Messenger RNA from Pimephales promelas (fathead minnow), 4847 nucleotides. RefSeq names its product contactin associated protein 2b (gene cntnap2b). NCBI's taxonomy places the organism in Eukaryota, Metazoa, Chordata, Actinopteri, Cypriniformes, Leuciscidae. The record is from RefSeq and is a predicted model, not a curated record.
AUUAACUUCAGCACCUGGACAGCGACCGUGCCGGAAACCCUCCUCGGGUGUAACAAUGCGAGCAUUCAGUGGAACGAUAUUCCUCCAAGAAAUGCUUUGACAAACAAUGCGAUUUCCGAGACGCUUUCUUGCUGGGAGAUACGGAAAGCUGGCUGUAUUGCGCACGGAUAUCUCACAGAAACAGCGCCAGUCCUGAGGCUUCCCUUCCGUGCAGGGAGGGUGCGAGUGAAGGAAGGACAAAACGUCGCGGUUCUCUUUGUUUACAUCGGGAAAAAAGUGAGAAUGCGACGGAUUGUCGGACUGGAGGUGCCGCUGAUAUUGUGGAUAUGGAGUGUUUAUGUGAAGCUCAGCGCAGGAGCCCAGAGGUGUGAUGAGGUGUUGGCUUCACCCCUUCCCUACAGCGCCUUCACCAGCUCCUCUGUGUUGGCGGCUGAUUUUGGCGCUGGCUAUGCAAAACUCAACAGGAGAGUAGGCAAUGGAGGAUGGUCACCGUUAGACUCCGACAGGUACCAGUGGCUACAGGUGGACCUCAGGGCCAGGAAACAGAUCAAUGCCAUAGCAACACAGGGCAGAUACAGCAGCUCUGAUUGGACGAAACACUACAGGCUCUUCUACAGCGACACGGGAAACAACUGGAAGCCGUAUCGGCAGGACAGCAACAUAUGGACGUUUUCAGGUAACUGGAACUCAGAACGGGCUGUGCGGCACGAACUUCAGCACCCUUUCGUGGCUCGAUACGUGCGUUUCAUCCCGCUGGACUGGAGUGAAGAGGGGAGAAUUGGUCUGAGGGUGGAGCUCUAUGGCUGCGCUUACUGGGCGGACGUGAUCAGCUUUGACGGCCAGGGAGUGAUUUCCUAUCGAUUCAGACAGAAAAAGAUGAAGAUCUUAAAGGAUGUGAUAUCAUUGAAAUUUAAGACCACCAAAGGAGACGGCAUUCUGCUUCACGGAGAGGGACAACAGGGCGAUUAUAUCACUCUAGAGCUACGCCGAGCAGAACUGCUCCUACAGAUCAACCUGGGCAGUAAUCAGUACGGCUCCAUUCAGGGUCACACAUCAGUGUCUAGCGGCAGCCUGUUGGAUGACGACCACUGGCACUCGGUUCAGAUCGAACGCUACAGACGCAGCGUCAACUUCACAGUCGACCAGCACACGCAGAGCUUCCGCACCAACGGAGAGUUUGACCACCUGGACCUGGACUACGAAAUUACAUUUGGAGGGAUGCCAGUGUCUGCCAAGCCCAGCUCAGGAGCCAGAGAAAACUACAUCGGCUGCAUGGAGGCCAUUCAUUACAACGGGGACAACAUCACUAACCUCGCACGCAGGAGAAAAGUGGACACCUCCAGCUUUCAAAACCUGACGUUCUCUUGCACGGAAUCGCGCACGUUCCCUGCCUUUUUUAACUCCACCAGCUCCUUGCAGCUUCCGGGUCGGACUGACGCAGACACCGUGUCGGUCAGACUUCAGUUUCGGACAUGGAAUCCCAGCGGUCUGCUGUUCUUUACUCCACUCAUGCCUGGAGGGGUGGAGGUCAGCCUGGUGGAGGGUAAAGUUACUGUUCACAUGUACGUCGCACUGGGCAAGAAUACACGUGUGGACAUAUCCUCAGGUUCUGGUCUUAAUGAUGGACAAUGGCACAGCGUUCACUUCCUGGCACUGGAGAGCAUUGCCAUGUUGACCAUUAAUGGAGACGAGAUGUCCACAGUGAGAGCUGCCCUCCCCAUUCAGAUCAGGACUGGAGGAGAUUAUUUUUUCGGAGGAUACUUCCCGCGGACUGACCUUUCUCCAUCACAGCGCUCCUUUCAGGGCUGCAUGCAACUCAUACAUGUCGACGAACAGUUGGUCGACUUGCAAUCUGUGGAGCAAGGCAUGCUGGGUAGCUUUGAGAACGUCAGUCUGGAUAUGUGUGCCAUUAUAGACAGGUGUGUGCCAAACCACUGUGAACAUGGAGGAAAGUGCUCUCAAACUGGAAACACCUUUAAAUGUGCAUGUGAAGGCACUGGAUACUCUGGUGCCACCUGCCACAACUCUGUGUACGAGCAGUCAUGUGAGGAGUACAAACACUUGGGCCGAAGCUCAGACACAUACUGGAUCGAUCCAGACGGCAGCGGACCCCUUAAGCCAUUCAGAGUCACCUGCAAUAUGAUGGAAGACAAGGUGUGGACAACCAUUGUGAAUGACCUUCCAGCUCAGAGUUCAGUGGCAGCCGGUUCAGGACCUGAAGACAAGACUGUGCUCACGCUCAAUUACAGCAUGUCUGUUGAACAGAUGAACGCCGUGACCAGCAGCGCUGAGCUCUGUGAGCAGAACGUGGCGUACAUGUGCUACAAAUCCCACCUGCUCAACACGCCAGACGGUUCUCCGUCCACGUGGUGGGUCGGCAGGGGGAACGAGAAGCACCUCUACUGGGGCGGCUCAGGUCCUGGCGUGCAGAAAUGUGCCUGUGGCAUUGAACGCAACUGCACAGAUCCCAGAUACUACUGCAACUGUGAUGCGGAUCUGAGACAAUGGAAAGAGGAUUCAGGUGUGUUGAUGUACAAGGACCAUCUGCCUGUCAGUCAGGUAGUGGUCGGCGAUUUACACCGCUCUGGAUCCGAAGCCAAACUCACUGUUGGGCCGCUCCGCUGCCAAGGAGAUCGUCACUACUGGAACGCAGCGUCAUUCAACACACCUACAUCUUGUCUUCAUUUUCCCACGUUCAAAGCCGAGACCAGCGCAGACGUUUCCUUCUAUUUUAAGACUUCAGCCUCACAUGGUGUCUUUCUGGAAAACCUGGGAAAUCCUGAUUUCAUUCGCUUGGAACUCAAAUCUGCCACGGUGGUGUCGUUCUCAUUUGAUGUGGGCAACGGGCCUGUGGAGUUAAUCGUGCGCUCAUCUACACCCCUCAAUGAUGACCAGUGGCACAGGGUGGAGGCGGAGCGUAAUAUCAAGGAGGCUGUUCUGCGAUUGGACAAGCUGCACAGGGAGGCGCGGUCAGCCCCGCAUCAGGGCCACACACGCCUGCAGCUCUUCAGUCAGCUGUUUGUAGGAGCCUCAGGGGGGCAGAGAGGAAUUCUAGGUUGCAUUCGUUCCCUAAAGGUCAACGGGGUGACGCUUGACCUUGAGGGGAGGGCAAAGGUCACACCAGGGGUGAAGCCUGGAUGCUCGGGUCACUGCAGCAGCUAUAGAACGCAUUGCCAGAACGGAGGGAAAUGUAUCGAGAAAUACAACGGAUACUCAUGCGACUGCAGUCUGACCGCCUUCGACGGGCCUUUCUGCAAUGAUGAUGUCGGUGGGUACUUUGAGAGUGGGACGCUGGUGCGGUACGACCUCAUGUCAGAGAGCAGCUCUUCUCCUGCAGUUAAAGAAGGCGAGGGCGGAGUCCUAAGCACAGUGGGUAAUCUGACCCGUGAGGAGCUGAGCUUUAGUUUCAGUACGUCCCACACGCCUGCCGUCCUCAUCUACAUCAGCUCUAAGACGCAGGACUACCUGGCCGUGGUGCUGCGGCAAAAUGGUACUCUACAGAUCCGCUAUAACCUGGGGGGAUUGAGGGAGCCGUUCUCGAUCGGCCUGAAUCAUCGUAACAUGGCUAACGGUCAGCCUCAUAACGUUAACAUCAGCCGACAGGACAGGCUCAUUCAACUGCAGGUGGAUCAUUAUCCCACAGUAGACUACGCUCUUCCUGAUGCCUCAGAUACAGAAUUUAACCUCGUGAAGACAAUUUUCCUAGGAAAAGUUUUUGAAACGGGUCAGAUUGAUCCGGUGUUGAUAGAGCGAUAUAACACCCCGGGAUUCGUGGGCUGUCUCUCCAGAGUGCAGUUCAACCGCAUCGCCCCGCUGAAGGCCGCCCUGAGGACCGUCCUGCCCUCCACAGCCUCCGUACAGGGAGUCCUGGUGGAGUCCAACUGCGGGGCGUCUCCUCUCACAGUGCCGCCCAUGUCGUCAGCCUUUGACCCCUGGCACCCAGAUUCAGCCGGUGCGCAGUCUCCAUUCAACGAGGAGCAAGUUAGCCGUGAUGGUGUCAACAGAGACUCUGCAAUAAUUGGAGGCAUCAUCGCAGUGGUGAUUUUCACCAUCCUCUGCACGCUGGUGUUUGUGGUUCGUCACAUGUUCCGUCACAAGGGCUCCUACCACACAAACGAGGCCAAGGGGGCGGAGUCUGCCGACUGCGCUGAUGCUGCCAUCAUCAUCAAUGACCCCGCCUUCACAGAGACCAUCGACGAGAGCAAGAAAGAGUGGUUUAUUUAGCCUCGUUCUCUGACAGGAUACCCCGAGGGCAAGAGUUUUUUCAGUAGCCGACGUGAAAUGGACACUUGGCAAGUCUGUGCACUGACUGGCAUGUCUGUUCUGUAAUUAUUUUGUAUGUGAGCAAGUACAGCACAAGGACUUCUGUAAGAUCAAAUUCAUCCCAUGCACUCAUUUAAAAAACGACAACAACUGCUGCAUUUUUAUCAUUGCAAUACUGGUUAACAAAUGCAUUCGAUGUGUGUUCAGCAAACACGAAUGCACCAGAUACUCCAAUAGCACAAAAAUGGAAUGUGUACAGAAUGCACAAUUAUGUUUCCGAUAAUGACAUUUGAUUGUAUUUAACAUUUUGUCGUCAGCAUCUUCAGGACAAUAAUAUAUUGUAGCAUGGUCAUCAGCCAAUGGCAUUUCUGAAUCAUUCAUCAAUGUUGAUGCAGCACUUUUGUAUCUCAUUGAAAAUGUUCUUUAUAGUUAUCAGAAUUCAGUGUUAUUUAUCUGUUUCUCCAUAAGUGCUUGUUCAACCUCUGGAAAACAUGAUAGGCAGUUUAGAGGGUUUUGUAAGGAGAAUGCUCUUUAAAGGGAUAGUUCACUUUGAAGUUAAUUUUUGGUAUGUUUUAGCUUACCUC